This is a messenger RNA of Ophidiomyces ophidiicola, 603 nucleotides long. It is a transcript of the gene QCR7, whose product is annotated as Cytochrome b-c1 complex subunit 7. The record is from RefSeq and is a predicted model, not a curated record. The transcript has 2 exons. The coding region runs from base 1 to 603 and encodes 200 amino acids. Lineage: Eukaryota; Fungi; Ascomycota; Eurotiomycetes; Onygenales; Onygenaceae. Gene Ontology annotation, biological process: mitochondrial electron transport, ubiquinol to cytochrome c.
AUGUCGCUUGCCGCCAUCGUCAACCGAACGUUCGAGGUGCCAUGGGUCAAACGCAUGAUGAUGCCUUUUGCCCAAUGGUAUACCGGCGCCGCUGGAUACAGACAGAUGGGACUCAGCGGCAUUCUUCUAGCCCUUCAUGCGAGCCGGCUGACUGACUGCGUGCGGGCUGUGCUUGACAGAUAUGAUGAUUUGAUUCCUGAGGAAAACGACGUUGUCCAAACAGCGCUGAAAAGACUUCCACCAAAGGAGGCUUAUGACCGCAUUUACCGCCUUCGCCGCGCGUUCCAGGUGCGUUGUAUCCAUGAGAUUCCUGAAAUCCGAUGUGUGAGGGGAAGGCAGCAAGGGUAUCAAGACAUAAUCGGACUAAUGGGAGUGAUAUAUCCAACAGCUUUCUUUGCAACAGCAAAUACUGCCUGUGAGCGAGCAAACCAAAGCAAAGGAGGUGAGCAAACCCGCUUUCCUAAACAGGUGUGGUCAUGUGGCCGGCUGCUGACGCUGUAUCUUACAAUGCAGGACAUCCGCUAUCUGCAACCCCUGAUUGAUGAAGUUGAGCGUGAGCGCAAGGAGCGUGAUGAUCUGGACUCCUUGGUUCUCAAGAGAUAG